UACGCAUUCUUCUCUUACUCGUUCACUGGGUUAGUUGAGGGCUUAGUUUGUCUCCAGGUUUUUACGCCAUUUGCAUAAUUUUGAAGUAAUAAGUGUCUAAAUAAAUACAUAGUCAAUAUGAACGCGGCGUACGUGAUUCGAAAGAAUAUUGCCGCCAUGACCAAGCCCACGGUCCCUUCGCCGGUGGUGGAUACGCCGUGUGGGAAAUUACAAGGUCGCACUUCCACGUCACGCGACGGACGGAAAUAUUUCCAAUAUUUGGGGAUACCGUAUGCAAAGCCACCCUUGUAUGAGUUACGCUUCGAGCCACCGCAACCCUGGAACGAGCACUGGCCUGGGGUACGAGAUGCGACGAAAAACGGGGACAAAGCAGCCCAGUUUGACGCCGUUUCGCAAAAAGUGAUAGGAAGCGAGGACUGUCUCUUUGUUGACGUGCAUACCCCCAUCAUUGCGGAAGGAUCACGACUUCCGGUCCUGGUGUGGUUUCAUGGAGGCUCCUUUAUCAUGGGGUCCGGAAAUGACUACAAGCCGGAUUACUUCAUGGAGCAUGACGUCGUUGUUGUUGCUGUCAAUUAUCGACUCGGAUGCUUUGGCUUCUUGGACACUGGGGAUGGCGUCGUGAGAGGCAACAUGGGGUUGAAGGAUCAAAACAUGGCGUUAAGAUGGGUACACCACAAUAUUGCUGGAUUUGGCGGUGAUCCUCAUGAUGUAACAAUUGCGGGAGAAUCUGCCGGCGGAGCGUCUGUCCAUUUCCACGUGCUCUCUCGAUUAAGCACAGGGCUAUUCCACAAGGCCGUGUCCCAAAGUGGGUUUGCAACCCUACCAUUCGCAAUUCAUCCUAACCCGGCUAAAUUAACGAGGCGACUCGCCGAAAUUCUACGCUGCCCGACAGAGGACACACAAAAGAUGAUUUUCCAGAUGAAAACUUUAGACACGGCGACAAUUGCUUCCGUCCAGCUCGGCAUGUUUGACAACUUUCGGCCCACCAUCGAGUUCGAUUUUGGCGACGGGCAAGCCAUGAUUACCGAGCAUCCUCAAAGGAUAAUUAACAGCGGGAAUUUUAAUAAGGUUCCAUACAUGGUAGGCGUAAAUUCGGGCGAAGGGAUCUUACUUGCUACACCCGCCCUAACCAACAAAACCACGUGUCAAGAACUGUCCGAAAACUGGGGCAAAACUCUCGCCCCCUUUCUCUUCUUUCCCCCAGAAGUAGACGGGACGAUCCUGGACGCAACGAAAGACCUCUAUUGCGCGGGAGAAUUUGACCCAGCCAAACCGAUGGAAAAGAUGCAGGAGAUGACGCAUCUCUUCUCCGACUGCAUCUGGAAUCUUGGCUUCCACAAUGCGAUGACAGCACACGCGGCCGCCCUAGCAAAUUAUGGCGACGACCUAAGAAAUCCCCUCUUUUGCUAUUAUUACGACUAUCACGGCAAAUACAGUUUGGCCGACAUGGUCCUCGCCAUCGGAGGGGAUGCUCAUCCUCUCGUCGAGCUGAUCAAAAUCAAGGGGAAGAAAUGGAUCAAGGAGAAAAUUAAGAAAGAGGAAAUUCCAAAAUAUGGGUCUUGUCACGGGGACGGUCUCGCUAUGCAAUGGUAUAUGCCCGCCAUGUGCUACGUCCCCCAGAAAAGUCCGGACUACGACGUUUCUAAAGCGAUUGUUGAAUGUCUCGUGCAGUUCGUGAAAUUGGACAAGCACAAUCCAGCCUGUUCUCUUGAUUUCUUUGGACAACACUGGUCCGCCCAGAGGGGUUACGAGCCCCUCAAGUACAUGCACAUUUGUCGCGAACCCAAAAUGAUUUCUGAACCGUUUAACGAGCGGCUCAACUUUUGGAAGGGGUUGCAACGCUAGGGAAUUUUGCAUCUGGCAAUAUUUACUACAAUCUGAACGGAAUAAUUUUUGGGAAAUUAAUUAUUGUAUCGCUAAAAACUAAUAAUUCGUUUGAUAAUUUAUUGUAAGUAUUCAAUAUUUGGAGAAAAACAUGUUUGAAUACAUAUAUAAUCGAAAUAAAAAUAUAAUUGAACACAACAAAUUAUUAAUAAAGCUAAAUUAAUAUUUCCAAACGUUUUAAAACGUAUUUCUAAGUAUAUUCCAAGUAUAAGUAUUAUCAACUAGGUCGUAGGAUCGUUGUACUUAGUAUUAGUCGAAAUGAGGAAAUUUCGGAAAUUAGUACUCCAUGAGAGUGCAUCAAGUAAAUCAA
This is a messenger RNA of Folsomia candida, 2194 nucleotides long. RefSeq names its product venom carboxylesterase-6. The transcript is spliced from 9 exons. Lineage: Eukaryota; Metazoa; Arthropoda; Collembola; Entomobryomorpha; Isotomidae. Bases 118 to 1845 code for a protein of 575 amino acids. The record is from RefSeq and is a predicted model, not a curated record.